AUGAGCCUCUGCCUCAAAAAGACAGCCGCCGAAGAAGACGCCCAGUGGGACGGCAUCCGAGGUCUGCUUGAAGCUGUUGGCCUCCAGGGCUGGCCGUACAUCGACUCGCCGACACCGUUCCAGCUCGAUCAAUUCCUGAUGCUCAUCGACCGACAGUUGGCCAUCUUUCCCAUCGUCCACGUGUCGCUUCGGAAGGUCUCCGACAGUGAUCCCUACCUGCUGCACGUCGACGCGCCGCGUGAAUUCCUUUCGAUACAAUACGAAAUGCAAAAGACCUCCAAGUCGAUGACCUACAAGGAGAUUGUUCGGCGAACGCUAACCUUGUGGAAGACAUUGCCCCAAAGUAAAGCCUCAGCCAGAACCGUCGUGCAAUUAGAGGCUGAACUCCUGGAGGCGUCCAAGCCCAUUUCUGCCAAAGAGGCACAUGACGACAGGGUCCUUUACACCGUGAAAAAUUUGCCACCGUUGCCAAUGUUCAGCGUGAAAGAGUACCUCCUUCACCUUCGCGGAGGGCCUAACGACAGCGUCGUGGUGGUGCGUCACUCGUACAUCGAAAAACUUUCUGGCGUUAUUCGAAAGUGGAGUCCUCAAGCCAUGCUCAACUUCCUCGGCGUCCGCGUUGUCGCGCACGUGGCUCCCCUGCUGCCGCCGGCAUCGGUACCACAGGGCUUGCUCCGCAUGGGUUACCCCAGUUUCCAACACACCGUGGACCCGAGGACACAGAGCUGCUUCCACCUAGUCAACCGACUGUUUCCGCACGGCUUUCGGUGGAUCCUGCGAGAGAUAAUCGCCAAGACCACCGACCUAGACCUCCAGUGGGCCGCGUCGGCCAGACACGCCAUGUCAUCGCUGACGCGAACCUAUCGCGCGGGAACCGCCUGGAUGCAGGGCGAAGACCUUUCGAACGCCUUGAAGCGGCUCGGGGUCUUACGCGUGAACUACCUGGCCGGCAGGGAGAGUCGAGAAAAAAUCGACGCCUACUACGCGAUCGCGAACACCACCUACGACACGGACAACCUGGUCGGCUACUACGGCGGUCUCCUGGCCACGUCCCUCCAGAGGUACUGGAACUCGAGCAACGGCGACGCCAACUACGACGCUCGCUUCGACGGCCGCUCGACGGACCUGGACGUAGCGUGGACGCGGUCUCCGGAGUCGACCUACGCGGUCUACCUGACUUCGAGCGGCGUGGCGUCCGCGUCGCUGGUGACGCGAGCCGAUCUCCCUUCCACGCUGUACCCGCUGCUGUCGGUCGACGUGUCGAGGGCGUUGCUCCUGUCCUCCCUAGAGGAAGCCCGCUGGUCCAGCUGGACUCGAGACAGGUUCGACUCCCUCGUGAAGUGUCUCGUGGAGCGCUACAAGAGCGCCGUCCAAGCGACCGGAGUCUCUGCGACGAGCGACAACUUGGGCGACUUCGCCGAGCAGAUAUUCGCGGACAACGCCGUCCUCAAGCCCCUCAUGGUGGCGUUCCAGAGGUACUCGCACGGUGUCCCUUUCGUGCCGGUCCGCGCGCACAUGAAACUAACCGCGUUGAAACUUUUCUUCAUCAACUACGCGGCGGCAUUUUGCGCUUCCAAGAACGAGGUUGCACACGACCGCGAGCGCAUGCUGUACGGACUGAGCCUUCCACCGCGCGUGCGAGUGAACGCGGCUCUGCUGGACCUAAAGGAAUUCCGAGACGCGUUUAAAUGCUCGAAGCGAUCGACGGCGACGACGACUCGUUGCCCCGUUUGGAACCAAGGCGACAGUGGCCUCUCCGAUUCGAGUCGGCGUGGACUUCGACGGAAUUUGGAUAAAGUGAGGAAGCGUUGA
Rhipicephalus sanguineus (brown dog tick) is the source of this 1812-nucleotide messenger RNA. RefSeq names its product phosphate-regulating neutral endopeptidase PHEX. Gene Ontology annotation, cellular component: plasma membrane. NCBI's taxonomy places the organism in Eukaryota, Metazoa, Arthropoda, Arachnida, Ixodida, Ixodidae. The record is from RefSeq and is a predicted model, not a curated record. Gene Ontology annotation, biological process: protein processing. Gene Ontology annotation, molecular function: metalloendopeptidase activity. The transcript has a single exon. Bases 1 to 1812 code for a protein of 603 amino acids.